AUUUCUGGUAAUUUAUUCAAGUGCUAGACUAUAAAUUCGAAAAGAAAAUGUGUUUGUAUAAAAUAUUAAUGCUUUUCAUAUUGGCGCAAUCCAUGUCAGCGCAUCCAGCAACUAAUCAAACUCUGCUAAUUUCUCAUUGUGACGAAAAUAAAACAAAUUCCAAUACACCGGAAAUACAUUACAGAGUAUCCUUAGCGCAAGAUGUAUUGACGGCUUCAUCAAAUGCUUCCGGUCUCAAAGACAGCUGUUCCCAUUGUUUCACGGGUCACCAUGACGCUCUGAAUACCGUUUACGGAAUGCUGGCGAACGAAGAAUUUAUGAAUUAUUCCAAAUCUGAUGAGAGUUGUUCUCGAUGCUUCAAAGGACUCGAAAACGGAAUUAUAAAUAGUAACAACAAUAAAACAAAAAUGAUAGGCUGCAUGUGCGGACUUUUUAUAUCCCAGUGCCCGGAUACAAACGACAUUCCUUUAAGAACUAAAGCUUUCCAUAACGUUACUUGUCAUGAAGUUGUACCCGAUGAAGACGCUUGUAAAAAAGUUUGUAUGUUCGCCGCUUUGUUCCAUAACGAACUGGAACCGGCAAAUAUUUGCUCACACUUGGAUCAAGCUACAAACAUAACGGUCUACGUGGAAUCAAAAAUUUGCCAAGACGACACUGUAUGGGUCUUCACAGGACUUGCUUCUUCUUCUCCAGCCUGCUGCAGUCAAGGAACAGCGAUCGAUUGUCCAAAAAUUUGA
Diorhabda sublineata is the source of this 737-nucleotide messenger RNA. RefSeq lists its product as uncharacterized. The coding region runs from base 48 to 737 and encodes 229 amino acids. The transcript has 4 exons. The record is from RefSeq and is a predicted model, not a curated record. NCBI's taxonomy places the organism in Eukaryota, Metazoa, Arthropoda, Insecta, Coleoptera, Chrysomelidae.